Molecule: messenger RNA, 1504 nt
Organism: Colossoma macropomum (tambaqui)
Lineage: Eukaryota; Metazoa; Chordata; Actinopteri; Characiformes; Serrasalmidae
Product: DLA class II histocompatibility antigen, DR-1 beta chain-like
Exons: 6
Coding region: 20-748 (242 amino acids)
Biological process (GO): peptide antigen assembly with MHC class II protein complex; immunoglobulin production involved in immunoglobulin-mediated immune response; positive regulation of T cell activation
Cellular component (GO): membrane; MHC class II protein complex
Molecular function (GO): MHC class II protein complex binding
Source: RefSeq, a predicted model, not a curated record
UGUUGGAUGUCGAGACAAGAUGAUCCUGAUUCUGCAGCUGCUGCUCGCUCUGAGUCUGAGUUUGAGAGCAGAUGGAUAUAAUUGGUAUCAAGUUUUAGACUGUAUCUCCAGAUCAUCAGAUCUCUCAGAUUUGGAAUAUAUUAAUACAUAUUAUUUUAAUAAGGAUCCAGUGUUACGGUUUAACAGCACAGUGGGGGAGUUCGUAGGGUACACCGAGCUCGGAGUGAAGAAUGCAGAGCGCCUUAACAAGGGACCUGAAGUAGUGCAGCAGAGAGCUGAGCUGGAGAGAUACUGCAAACCCAACCUAAAGUUAGACUACACUCAUAUUCUGGAUAAAGCAGUGAAGCCGAAGAUCCGUCUCACAUCAGAAAAGCAUGCGGGUGAGGGUCGUCCAGCCCUGCUGAUGUGCAGCGCGUAUGGCUUCUACCCCCCAGUCAUCGAUGUGUACUGGCUGAGAGACGGUAAAAAGGUGACCGGUGAUGUGGUGUCCACUGAGGAGAUGGCUAAUGGAAACUGGUACUACCAGAUCCACUCCCACCUGGAGUACACGCCCACAUCUGGAGAGAAGAUCUCCUGUGUGGUGGAGCAUGACAGCUCCAAGGAGCCCAUCAUCAUUGACUGGGGAGGUUCUUUUACUGAUUCUGACAGGGACAAGAUUAUUAUCGGAGCUUCAGGGUUUGUGUUGGGGAUCAUCCUGUCCACUGCUGGAUUCCUCUACUACAAGAAGAAAUCUCCAGAGUUCCUGUGAAGUUCACUGCUGCUUCUUCUGAAGAUAUAGAGGAGUCAUCUUUAAUAUCAGGAGGUGAAGCAGUGAAGUCUAUAAUACAGCUUUAAUUACCUGCAUUAUGUUUACAGAAUUAAUGUUAGAUAUCUGUUUCAUUUUUAAUAAUUUGUGACAAAACUAAAGAUCAAUGUUUGCUUAAACAUAAGCUGAUAUUUUGCUUUGUGGAAGUCUUUCUGUUACACUGAUGAUGAGAGAAACGUGUUUGAUUUGGUUGCUGGGUAGGUUUUGUAAAAAAGAGCCCAUUUUAAAGCACAUAUUGAAGUUUUAAAUAUUCAGUUGGUAUAUUAAAAAGUAGACCAAGCAGUGUUUGAACUGGAUCUAUGUACUUUUAGACAUUGGUCCCUCUUUUACUUUGUUUUUGGAAGUAAUGCCUUUUUAAAUAAAUGAAGUAUCCAUGAUUUAGGAUAUGUAUGAGAUUACAUUUCUCAUUUUUAUACAAACAGGUCAAAGGAAAACGCAAGCACACGUACAUCACUACACCAAUAGUUACAAAGGUCCAGAGUGGGUUAUCCAGGAUACCUCUUUAUGCGGCUAAUAUAAAGUCCUUAAGAGCCAGUGUAUUAGCAGUCCAUGCCAUUUUAGUAGCAGGUUUAGCUUUAUUAAUCACUGCAGCAGCUUUUUACUUUCUAUUGUGAUCAGUAUAUAUAACAUUAUUGAAUAAGCUGUAAAUUGGCUAUUGACUUUAUAUGUAUUUUACUGCUUUUAAUAAAAACAUUUCUU